AUGGUGUUGCUGGUGCUCAUCGUCUAUGUCUUUGCGGCACUUUUUUCGCAAGCGAUUCACGACCACAUGAAUUCUGCGGGUGAUUCAAUGGAUACGGAGGACAUGGAGGCCGCGCGCCGCUAUUUUGGGUCGUUGGCCUACACCAUGCUCAGCCUCUUCAUGAGUAUCUCUGGUGGUGUGAGCUGGUUUGAAGUCAUUCGUCCCCUCGAGGCGAUCUCCCUCGGAUGGGUCUUUUGCUUUCUAUUUUAUGUGAGUUUUACGUACUUCGCUGUGCUGAACGUCGUAACCGCGGUGUUUUGUCAAGUUGCCAUAGAUAGUGCACAACAAGACCAUGCGUCGGUCAUCCAGUCCAUCCUCGAAAACAAGGAGGCCCACCUGGAGAAGAUUCGUCGACUCUUCAGCCAGUUCGGCGGGGAGGACUGCACGACAAUUACUUUUGCGAUGUUUGAGGAAACGAUCAAAUCGCCAGAGGUUCGCGAGUACUUUGAAAGCUUGGGCCUUGACAUCUGGGACGCAUGGUCGUUUUUCAAGCUCUUAGAUCUGGACGCUGGUGGUGAGGUUGAGAUCGACGAGUUCCUGAUGGGAUGUUUGCGUUUGAGAGGCAAUGCGCGGGCUGUCGAUGUUGGAAAGCUUAUCCACGAUCAGACCUGGCUCAUCAAAAUGUUUGGACGCUUUCAAUGCCACGUGGAGGAUCAGUUGUCUCAGCUGACUGCAGCGCUCUCAGUGCCGUUGGGAUCUGACGGCGUUGAGACAGUAUGUGACGACCAGGGCUCUGGAUUUGGGCCCGAUGUUGCUUGCACGCCUUUGAAGCACCAUCAGAUUGCCUCAGAAGGGCUGCAUCAAGUCAUGUCGGUGCACUAUCCGUGA
Molecule: messenger RNA, 867 nt
Organism: Symbiodinium sp. CCMP2592
Lineage: Eukaryota; Dinophyceae; Suessiales; Symbiodiniaceae
Source: the annotation of a GenBank genome assembly